GAAUGGAUAUAUAUAUAUGAAGUAGACCACCCAGGAAUUAAGCUGAUUUGUGGGGUUCCUGGCCCCCAGUUCUCUGCCAACCCUCUCCCCUGUUUUGCACCAGGCCCCUCCCUGUGGUCUUCCCAGAUUGUACAUGACCGAGGCCCAUACCCUGAACGGCCAGGCCCAAGGGACUGCAGGACAAGAACCUGUACUCCCUGUGUUCCUGCUCUUUGGCCCUUUGUCCCAGUUCGACCCAGGACUAAUAUUUACCUUUCAUACUGCAAACAGGAAGUGGGGGAGAGAUGGGAGCAGAGCUGGGCAAGGAGUAGUGUGGGACCAGUAGCCACUCCAGGUCUGGCCCCAGGCAGACAGGCAUAUACCUACUCCGGGGCAGGCCGCAAGUCCUGGGAGAGAAAGCAGACCAGAAGCCAGAGAGGCCCUGGGCCUGGCUCCUCCUCCUAGGCAACCAGCACUCACAAACAUGCCUCCAGGGCUCCCAGACGAGGAAGAGGGGAAAUGGGACCCUCGUCAGGGCGGAGAGGCUGGGGCCAAGGUCCAGCCCAGUGUGACCUGGGACAAGGUAGCAGCUCUCAGCUGGCUGCUCCCUUGCCUCUGUUUCCUCACAUCUGUGUGUGGUGAUGACACAUACCUCCUCGCUGGUUUACAUCCAUGUAGAUGAUUAUUAAGCUCUUGCUAUGUAUUUAUAAUCUCCUUUAGUCCUCACAAUAAGAUACUCAUCCCAUUUUACAGAUGAGGAAACCGAGGCCCACAGGGAUCAAAGCAACCACCACCUGUGCAUGUGUUAGGAUUGGAAGGAGCCUUGGGAAGAGCUCGUGACCCCACUGGCCUAGGUUGGCCCGUGCCUCCGGGAGGGAGGGGCUGGACAAUGGUGGUUACGUUGAUCUUUGCUGUGCGACUCCCUCCCAGACCAUCCAUCCCUGGUCCCAGGAGGACCUGUCCUCCCAGGUGGCGGGAGCGGACUAUCUAUCCACUUGUCCCCAUGGCCCUGACCCGCUGACCUCUGUCUCCCAGCUGAUUUCUUCAUGUUAGUUCAACAUUAACCCAGAGGGGUCAGGAAAAGCCCUCAGAGUCCUGGGAGCCGACACACUAUGGCGUACGUCGGAGGCCUGUGGCUUCCUGGCUGCUUGUCCCUGGCUGUCCUCGUUAGCCUUGUGCACAGCCAGCAUGUGUUCAUGGCCCCUCAGCAAGCACUGUCGCUGCUCCAGCGGGCCCGACGCGCUAACAGCGGCUUCUUCGAGGAGAUGCGGAAGGGCAACCUGGAGCGAGAGUGCCUGGAGGAGCAGUGCAGCCGCGAGGAGGCCUACGAGGCCCUGGAGUCUCCCAGUGAAACGGAUGCAUUCUGGGCCAAGUACACAGCUUGUGAGUCAGUGAGGAAAUCUCGAGAAAAGCUGGUUGAAUGUCUGGAAGGUAACUGUGCUGAAGGUCUGGGUAUGAACUACCGAGGGAACGUAAGCGUCACCCGGUCAGGCAUUGAGUGCCAGCUCUGGAGGAGUCGCUACCCACAUAAGCCAGAAGUCAACUCCACCAUGUACCCUGGGGCUGACCUGCGGGAGAAUUUUUGCCGCAACCCAAAUGGCAGCAUCACUGGGCCCUGGUGCUACACCACAUCCCCUACCGUGAGGAGGGAGGCGUGCAGCAUCCCUGUCUGUGGCCAGGGGCGAGUCACUGCGGAGCUGAUCCCACGCUCUGGAGGCUCCACAGUGAAUGUGUCACCUCCACUGGAAACCUGCGUCCCCGAGCGGGGCCGGCAGUACCAGGGGCGCCGGGCGGUGACCUCACAUGGGUCCCCCUGCCUGGCCUGGGGCAGCAGUCAGGCCAAGGCCCUGAGCAAGGACCAGGACUUCAACCCUGCGGUGCCACUGGUGGAGAACUUCUGCCGCAACCCAGACGGGGACCAGGAGGGCGCGUGGUGUUACGUGGCGGGACAGCCUGGCGACUUUGAGUACUGCGACCUGGACUACUGCGAGGAGCCAGUGGAUGAGGAGGUGGGAGAUGCGCUGGGCGAGAACGCGGAUGCGGCCAUCGAGGGACGCACCACCGUGGACGAUUUCCAGCCCUUCUUCAGUGAGAAGACCUUUGGCGCCGGGGAGGCGGACUGUGGGCUGCGGCCUCUGUUCGAGAAGUCGUCCUUGGAGGACAAAACGGAAAGGGAGCUUUUCGAGUCCUACAUCGAAGGGCGCAUCGUGGGCGGCUCGGACGCCGAGAUUGGCCUCGCACCCUGGCAGGUGAUGAUUUUCCGGAAGAGUCCCCAGGAGCUGCUGUGCGGGGCCAGCCUCAUCAGUGACCGCUGGGUCCUCACCGCUGCCCACUGUCUUCUCUACCCACCUUGGGACAAAAACUUCACUGAGAAUGACCUUCUGGUGCGCAUUGGCAAGCACUCCCGCACCAGGUAUGAGCGGAACGUCGAAAAGAUCUCUAUGCUGGAAAAGAUCUACAUCCACCCCAGGUACAACUGGAGGGAGAACCUGGACCGGGACAUCGCCCUACUGAAGCUCAGGAAGCCCAUCACCUUCAGCGACUACAUCCACCCCGUGUGCCUGCCGGACAAGGAGACGGCAACCAAGUUGCUCCGGGCUGGAUACAAGGGGCGGGUGACAGGUUGGGGCAACCUGAAGGAGACCUGGACAACCAGCGCCAGCGAGGUGCAGCCCAGCGUCCUGCAGGUGGUGAACCUGCCCAUCGUGGAGCGGCUGGUCUGUAAGGCCUCCACCCGGAUCCGCAUCACGGACAACAUGUUCUGUGCUGGUUACAAGCCUGACGAAGGGAAACGAGGGGAUGCUUGCGAAGGCGACAGUGGGGGACCCUUUGUCAUGAAGAGCCCCUUUAACAACCGCUGGUAUCAAAUGGGCAUCGUCUCAUGGGGUGAAGGCUGUGACAGGGAUGGAAAAUAUGGCUUCUACACACAUGUGUUCCGCCUGAAGAAGUGGAUGCAGAAGGUCAUUGAUCGGUUUGGAGGUUAGGGGCCACCUACGUUCUAGGCGCCUCACUGCAGAAUCGCAGAAGCCAAUCCAGUGAAAGAAUUAUUUUUGUGGUUUGUUCUUAAAACUGUAUUUCUCAAUAAAAGUGACUCUAUCAAUGA
This is a messenger RNA of Phacochoerus africanus (Common warthog), 3082 nucleotides long. RefSeq names its product coagulation factor II, thrombin (gene F2). Bases 1092 to 2963 code for a protein of 623 amino acids. Gene Ontology annotation, molecular function: calcium ion binding; serine-type endopeptidase activity. NCBI's taxonomy places the organism in Eukaryota, Metazoa, Chordata, Mammalia, Artiodactyla, Suidae. The transcript is spliced from 14 exons. The record is from RefSeq and is a predicted model, not a curated record. Gene Ontology annotation, biological process: positive regulation of blood coagulation; platelet activation; blood coagulation. Gene Ontology annotation, cellular component: extracellular region.